AUGAGGCCAGACUACGCCAGCGGGGGAAAACAGCGCCCCGCGCACCUGGGCGAAGGGGACAUUCACGCCCCAGAGAAAACCCUCGACCCGCCCCAGCCUCUAGCGUAUGACCCCGACUCCCUGGUCUACACUGAUGGGAGCGUGCUGAAGGAUACAGGGGAAGGCACCUCCCGCAAUAGAGGAGCUGAAGGCAAAACCAUUGCCAUGGGCGCGGGCGUCUACAUCCCUGCGCUGCUUGGGGGCGGGAAGCAACAAGAUAUAGCCAUCGACCCGCGGGACCCGGCGCAGCCUGAGAACGACACCAUCAACAGAGCUGAAUUGAGCGCCAUAUAG
This is a messenger RNA of Monoraphidium neglectum, 333 nucleotides long. RefSeq lists its product as hypothetical. Bases 1 to 333 code for a protein of 110 amino acids. Lineage: Eukaryota; Viridiplantae; Chlorophyta; Chlorophyceae; Sphaeropleales; Selenastraceae. Gene Ontology annotation, molecular function: RNA-DNA hybrid ribonuclease activity; nucleic acid binding. The record is from RefSeq and is a predicted model, not a curated record. The transcript has a single exon.